This is a messenger RNA of Vitrella brassicaformis, 672 nucleotides long. NCBI's taxonomy places the organism in Eukaryota, Vitrellaceae. The record is from the annotation of a GenBank genome assembly.
AUCAUGAUGUUCUUCCGCUUCCUCCGUGUCGUCCGGCCAGGGCGUAUCUUCGAGCCACCGCCCACCUCUGUGCUGUCCCUUCGCCGCCAUGUGAGCACCAGCCAUAAGGCUCCGCCUACCGAGGAGCUCCAGAAGGCCAUGGACGACUUUCGCCGCUCACAAGAGGACGCUCGGACGGCCAAUGAACGCAUCAAGGCACUCGAGGAGCAGCUGCAGCAAAUGCGGGAGUCCCAGGAUAGGCGCACGCCAACGCCUCCCGAUACCGCCAUCGACGCCGUCGACUCGCUGUUUAAGUGGUUCGGCCUCGAUGACUUUCGCGUGUUCGUCGUGUGGGUCGCCGUCACGUCUACCGCGAUACUUGCUUGUCACUUUGAGGGGAGAGAGAGAAAGAGUGGGAUGGGAUGGGAUGGGUGGGUGACAGGCUUGGACGCUGCUGCUGCUGCAUGGCAUGGAUCGCCGGUCGUUGCCCAGUCGGUUGAUUGAUGUCAUGAUAUGUCUGUAUGUGUACGUCUGUCUGUCUGUCUGUCGUCCUCUGACUGACUGACUGGCACAAAUAAGGAAUGCAUUCACUCACCCACAGAGCGCGUCAAAUUGACUGACGACACACAUCAUUAUCUGACAGGCACUUAUAGUGACUUCCUGACGUGACCUUCUUGAAUGGUCUCGUGCUGU